AGUUGAGUCGUGAGUCGAAGUCAACGCGAGUAUAUCGGGCACCCAACGUCGAGCGGGUUGAGAAGAACUAUAGCUGUGCAGGGAUGCGUUAAAAAUCUAGAAAACACUAGAAAAUCAUCACGAAUUCGCAAGUCCGAUCCAUCGACAAGGGAUAUCCGAUCGCCGGGAAUAAGAGAGAGAGAGAGAGAGAGAGAUCGUAGAAAGAAAAAAAAUCGAGGAAAGAAAAAAAAUUCGUUCAAUUUCUCGUUUUUUUUUUUUUUUUUUUCUUCUCUCACGCAUCUUUUCGAAAAGCGAGAAGGGUCGCGUCGGUGGCAUCGUUCGCGCGCGCGCUACGCUGUACAUACGCAUAAAACCGUACCCAUAUAUAUAUAUAUAUAUAUACAUAUUUAUAUAUAUCUAUAUAUCGAAGAAAGCUCUACGCCGUUGUAGAACGUUUUCUCUAAGCAUAUAACGAACAGUCCGACUCCCUCGUCUCUGGAGACCGGACGCCGCGAUGCCACCACUUCUGAUCGGGUUAGUUCUCGUCAUUGUUGGAAUGGAUAACGCCGAGGGUGAGUCGCCACUCGAUAGUCCCCGACCCUUUGGUCAGGGAAAAGCUUCCCGCGCCGAGGAGUUCGAUCGAACCGGUGUGCUGCAACCGGACAGUCAGAUCACCGCCACCCUUCGCCCGGGAAUCCACUCGGAGUUCUAUUACCUGAUACAUCACGAGGGGACACCCUUCACGCUGCUGGUCAGCCCGUGCAGUGGACCCAUAUCGUGGACGGUGAGCUACACUCGGCCACCAGAGAACGAGUCGGAUGCCGAGGGUGCGAACGCUCGAUGGCCGGUGACGAAACUGGUGCCCGGUUCCCCGUUGUUCGCUUACGCCGGUUCGGAGGCGCGAAAUUUUUCAAUGACCAAAGCGAAGGAGGGAGUCUAUCGUUUCGAGAUAAAAUCAACGCCGACGGAGCCGGCGGCCACAGCGGCGAACGAGAGCGCGGAUAAUCGUCAUCGGGGUUUGGACACCGUACGACUUUACGCGACGACCGAGAGCUUGGAGAAUCUCGGUAACAUCGACUUUGGAAACGGCAGGGGACACCGUCGUCAUUUAUUACGAUUUCAACAGCGACGCAGCAAACGACGUCUCGGCGUAUCUUGGAGCUGGAGCCGGGUGGGCCCCAAUCUGACUGAAUACUGCCUGGCCGUGACAUCUGGUCCACGUGAACCUCCGGCCACGUUGUGCGCCGCACAAAAUCUAAUGCAACAAACAUCCACGUGGUUCAAACGCGACCGUGUCGAAACUUCCGGACAUCAUAGACGUCGGUCAAUUCCGGAGGGGCUUCACUGUCCGAGGGAACCGAGGCUCACCCUCAACGGCAUGAGGUUCAAUACCACCUACCGUUUCGCACUUUACGCGCAGGUGAGUACGACCACCAACGUCUCGAGUCGUAUCACCGUCGAGAGUCACAAGUUUCGUAGAAAUCCAACGCAAACUCUGCGCACCGAUCGUCCGGAAACGGCGAAUCUUCGCAAAAAUAGCGGAUCGGUGAACUUUCAAUACCGACCCCGUAGCAAUACGGCAACGAUUUUUCUCGUCCGUUCGUGCGGGGGUGGGUCCUUUCGGGCCCGACUCAAGGGCUCCGGGGUCAUUUUGAGGGACGAAGAAGUCAACGGUAACACCCUCAAACUGAAAGCUCAGCCGUUGGAACCCGGCAAAAGGUACGUCCUCAGGAUAUCGGCGACACCUCAAGAACUGCUGACCGUUUCGACCGUGAAAGUCGUAGCGCGGGAGGAAACUGCGUCCACGUAUCAAAAGGGUCCGAGCAAAAGUCGAUCGCGGGUCAACCGAUUUCCCGGAGGUUCUUCGUGGUCGAAAUCAUCGCGAAGAUUUAAAGUAAAUCGUAGACCGAUCUGCUCUUUUUCGGAUAUCUGAGGAGAGAGAGAAAGAGAGAGAGAUGAAAAAAGAACAAAAACUGAAUGUAUAAUUAACGUCAACGUCAACUUUGACGGGUGAAUGAUUUCACCGCUCACCGAUCCACCUGAUAUCGAAUCAUCAUCGCAUCAUCGGCGUAUCUCCAACUACGUUGUUAUUUAUAACGAUAAUAAUAAUAUUGAACUCGUUCCAUUCACCUUUUUGUUCAAACUUCCAUUUCCGGAUGUUAACGACCGAUUGUCAACGGGUUCGGAUACCAGCGCCGGAAAUUCGUCUUCGAGCAUCAAAAUAUUCUGAACGUUUGAAUGAUGUUUCGAUAUAUUCAUGUAUAUUCUGAUUACAGAAACGAAGCUUGAGAUACGCUGGUGCUUUGAGAGAUGAAAAAAAAGGAAACUGCAAGGAAAAGAAUCGGUAAAAUU
Messenger RNA from Athalia rosae (coleseed sawfly), 2331 nucleotides. RefSeq lists its product as uncharacterized. The record is from RefSeq and is a predicted model, not a curated record. Lineage: Eukaryota; Metazoa; Arthropoda; Insecta; Hymenoptera; Athaliidae. Bases 494 to 1912 code for a protein of 472 amino acids. The transcript is spliced from 6 exons.